AGGCGGCCGGGCCCUUCCUCGCGUGGGGCAGCGGCGCGGCGGCGGGCGGCCUCGUCGAAGACGAGGAGCUCCCGACCGACUGUCCCGUGCUGGACCUCAGCGAGCUCGAGGGGCCGCCGACCUUCGUGAGGGCCUCGGCAUCGUCGGCGACAAGCCCGGCGGAGGAGCCCAGAAGAGCGCCAGCGGACUGCCCAGUCAUGGACCUGAGCGAGGACGGCGGUGAAGGUGGCGCCGUGGGAUCACAGGACCCUGAGGAGGAGGCGAAGUCGCACGCGGCGAGAGCGCUCGCCGAGGCGAAGCUGAGAGCAACGAAGCUUGCCGAGGCGAAGCAGCGGGCGCUCGACAUGGCCGACAAGGCCCUGGCGGCGCCCCUCGCCCAGGGGCCCUCCCGCGCGUCCAUCGAGGAGGCCGUCCGGGCGGGGAAGCUGUGCGAGACCCGCUGGUCCGCGCCGCCCAAGGUGCGCUUGUCGGCGCAGGCGACGCGGGAGCUGGAGCGGGAGAAGAGGAAGGCCCUGUGGGGCGCAGGCCGAGCCGUCUUCCCCCCGUCAAGCGCUGCUCCGGAGCUGCCCAGGCGCUGCCCGCGAGCCUAGCAGCCGCUGCUCAGGAGCUGCCCAGGGGCUGCGCGGGAGCUCAGGAAGCGCUUCGCUGGGGCCGCGCAGAGGUUUCCCAGCCACGCGCUGGGAAGGGGUAGGAACGCGCUUCCGGGACUAACGAGCUGUUCCAUCCCCGCGGGCGCCGAUGCUGCUGCUCCAGGGGCAGCAGGAAGGCGAGGGG
Messenger RNA from Prorocentrum cordatum, 774 nucleotides. Lineage: Eukaryota; Dinophyceae; Prorocentrales; Prorocentraceae. The record is from the annotation of a GenBank genome assembly.